CAAGAAGUGACACUCCCGGCGGAGCCUCUUCGGGGGCCGCACUAGCAUCGUCCGGGCAGACCAGCUUCUACACGAGCGCCGUGUAUCAACAGCUUCAUAGCGGCGGAGGCGGUGGGCAGUUCAACCCGCAAAGCAACGAGGGUCUGCAGCACUUUGGCGGGAAGAAUUCGCAGUACAGCAACAAUUACGCGAGUUCCUCCAAUGUGGGAACUGAUUCCCGCAGCGUCGUGGCUUCUGCGGAAGCCUUAUUGUUACAAGAGCAGCACAAUGGAAAUUCCAAUUGCAAUAUGUCGAAGUCCUGCGGGCCACAAGCACAAGGAGGGAUGAACCAGAAUAAUCAGCAGACAGCAAUAAACGAGUUCCAACAACCCGGGCGUCCUGUUGCGCGCGAGGAUACGCCGCCACGUGCUGCGGGAAGCCAACACCAACAGAGCGCGUCAGCAAUCAUGACAAACCAGCAAGUAGUCCUCCACCUGCUGCCGUUGCAGAUCCGGCUUCCCGAGUCCCGGCAAUUCUACCUUCUCUACACCGCAGUGCCGACGAUGGGAGGCGCGUUUACGCGGUUCGAGGAGCUGCGAGAGGACAGUGAGUACUUGUGGUUGGAUGGACAGAAAACGCAGUCUAGCUCAAAAACAAACACUCCGCGGCAUCACCAGCAAAACGCUGCCGAAGGGCCCGCUGCCGCUUCUCUCAAUAUCGCGGACGAUGUGGAAUGGCCCGAGCUUUUGGAUGCCGUCUGGGAAUGCUACAGCGACGCGGUCGUCGUGAGCGUGGUUGGUAAAAAGCCGGAGAAAAAAGAAACAGAUGACGGCACUAAUGCGCGAAAACGGCGACCCUUUGGCUCUUGUGCCCGCGCAUUCAUGGAAAAAUUUCGCGAGGCUCAGCGAAGUGAAAACAGCGGAGGGAAGCAGCACUUCGACUGGCAGACACAAGUGGAGGCAACGCCGAGCACCGUAGCAGACGAAGAUAGUAGAGGAGCGAACUACAGCAGCACGACACAAAGCGACAAUGCGCCCACAUCAAAUCGAAAUGGGUCACCAGUGGUCGUUUCGACAGCUGCUGCGGUUUCUGCAGGAGAGCAGCGUUCUCCUCCAGUAGCUGCAACGCCAACUACGACACCGCCAAAACAGAAAAGGUUUUACCUCUUCACCGGGCAGGCUUACAAUCUGGCGAUGUUAAUGGAAGAGAACGACCUCGACCGCAGCGUGUUUGAAGAAGGUACGUUUAAAGUUGAGGCGCUUUGUUCUUCGGUGUGAUUUGUCCAUCUAGGGGAAUAAAAUUUGAUUGAGAGGCCGGUACCACUACGGCUUUAUCGUAAAUCCAUCGCAACCCGACAUAAAGCUUCACUGAAGUUGCAGCAUGGUCCUGUUACCAAAGCAAAAGAAGAAGAACGAUAAUGGGCAAUGAGUGUAGAUAGACACACGCAGCUUCAUCUUGACAAAUUUUCGAAAAAAACAGGCACGAGCUACCUGUUCGACCCGCAGCAGUGCGCGGACCUGACGCUCUUGAACGGAAGGCGGUCCUGGGGCGGUGCCGUCUCGUCUCCCAGCGCUGUCCAGAUGAAGACACACCCUCUCUGGCACAUGAAGAUGAAAAUGGAGUGCCGGCGGGCCAUCGCGUUGCCGUUAUCUCAGUCCGAGCAAGUCCGACUGCCAGUCUUCGUUCGAGGGGAAAUGAAGAAGGAGAUGGCGCCCGGCGGUAUUUACUAAUAUCUAGGUUUUUCUGCUUUUUCUUUACGUAUGCAUGGACAGGCACUCAUAAUCAUGUUCAUUGAUAUUUCGUCUAUGUGCUGAGGGAAACUACAUACUUGUUCCUCGGCGCUGCGUUAACAUCACACGCGAGUCCACUGCUCCCGCUGAGCAUACCUACGUAAAAAACAAAAAUUGCUACGUCGUUCCGGUGAAUACAACCGCAUAUAAUCUACAAAUACAGAGAUCUUUGUCAUCCCGCAUCCGAGUGGUGAGCCGGCUUGUGGGACGAGGCUCCUGUUGGAAGCCCGCUGGAUCACCCCGACGAGUUCGCAGUCGCACCAUUCGCAAGCAAACCACAGUACUGGUGGUGCCGGUGAUGCUAAAUUGAUGCCGAGAAGUCGACUUACCAUUUUUUCCGGUGCGAGUGGCGACGUUGUCAGGGGCAGAGCGUUGGCGUAUGAGGUGGAGCAGAUCGCGGCGGAGGGGUUGGAGUUGAACUCCGGCGGAAGAUUGAAGAGCUGAGGAUGCAGACGCGCUUGCGCUCCCUCAAUCAAAUGUCAAUGGCUAGCAAAAGUACUCUAGAAAACUUUUUCAUGCUUAGUAGACAAAUAAUGUAAAAAAAAAAUCAAAAAAUUUUCAGCGAUCUCUUACUUCUACUUUUCAUCGAUCGCAUGUCUCUUGCGACAAUUGAAUUCGUCGCGUCAACUAUUCCCAACAUAAAAAAACAGUAUACUUUGAGCUCUAGGCAGACAAAAGAAAAAGAGAAUUGCCAUACAUGAUGCGUGAGCAAAGACGAAAAAAACCACGUUGAUGGAUAUCAUGGAACGAUUGAGCUUUCGCGCUGAACUUGAAGCACAAAACUGACAGUAAGAAAUCUCUGCGUUACAGCACUCCCUGUAAUCAUAUGAAG
Molecule: messenger RNA, 2601 nt
Organism: Amoebophrya sp. A120
Lineage: Eukaryota; Dinophyceae; Syndiniales; Amoebophryaceae
Source: the annotation of a GenBank genome assembly